Mugil cephalus (flathead mullet) is the source of this 2747-nucleotide messenger RNA. It is a transcript of the gene borcs6, whose product is annotated as BLOC-1 related complex subunit 6. The record is from RefSeq and is a predicted model, not a curated record. Gene Ontology annotation, biological process: lysosome localization. NCBI's taxonomy places the organism in Eukaryota, Metazoa, Chordata, Actinopteri, Mugiliformes, Mugilidae. The transcript has 7 exons. Gene Ontology annotation, cellular component: BORC complex. The coding region runs from base 102 to 1295 and encodes 397 amino acids.
GGGAACGUUUCGUUCGUGGAUGAGCGGGGAAGGAUUUAAUGACCGGACUCGGUUUGUUGCUUCCAUCCUUCAGGAACUGAGACUCCUCUGCAGGUGGAGGGAUGAGUCUCUCCCCUGUGGUCGGCGCUGAGGUGCCGGAGGCGGCUAACGGGGUGGCGCCCCCCGUCCCCAUGGAGAACGGGCCCCACGCUCCCGUCUCCGUGAAGCGUGGGGGGACCCGGUUACCCGGCGCCGGGGACGAGAACCACGUCUACGACUCCAGAGGACGCCCGGACACGGAGGACGAGGACCUGAACCAGAGGACGUCCGGUUUAUCGUUACACAGCCCGGGACCAGGACCGGGACCGGGACCAGGACCAGGACCGGGACCCAGAGACUUCCCCGAGGCCUCCCGGGUCCUGGACCAGCCCGACGCGGUUCUGCUGUGGGACUCAGCGCCGCGUGGACACGACAAAGACUCGGACGGACGCCAGGACGGAGAGAAGGAGAAACAGGACGAGGAGGAGGACGAGAAGAAUGAAAUGAAGUGGAGGAGUCAGCGCGGAGGAAGGAGGAGCCACGGGCGCUCGCAGCACUACUCCUCCUCAGCCCCGGGUCCCAGCACCUCCUCCUCCUCCCCUCCACCUCCUCUCCUUCCCUCGGACGACGCCCCCUGUCCUCCUCACAUCAUGGCCCAGGUCUGGGUCCGAAACGUCCGCGGGAUGCAGGACAGCAAGAGCCUGGACGAGAUCAGCCAGGCCUGCGGAGGGGUCCGGGGAGGGGGCAGGAGUGGCCAGUCUGAGGGCAGGAGAGCCACCAUCUCCUCGGCCCUGGAGCUGGAAGGAACCGUGAGCCACGAAGGAGACUUGACCCACUUCAUCACCAAGAACCUGGAGCAGAAGAUCAAGAUGAGCUCCAAGCCCAGUCUGGACUGUAGCGACUCCGACUGUUCGGGUCCCAUCUACCGGAGUCGGGGGUUGUCACGGCGACCAGCCGACAUCCCUCCCAUCGACCCGGCCGUCCUGGUGGACCUCCAGAAAAACACCCAGGAAGUGGCUCAGAGCGUGGAGAUGAUGAUGAGGAGCCUCAACGGAACCAUCCAGAACAUGACGGCUCUGAGCGUCGGCUACAUCCAGACCUACAGAGACUCGGUCGACAGCCUGGGGGAGUCUGUGGACAUGAGCAUCAAGGGCAUGUACACGCUGAUGGCUCGCUGUGAGGAGCUGGAUCGCUCCAUGCAGCCCAUAAACACGCUGGCCGCUCAGAUCCGCGACAUCAAACGCACCCUGGACGCCCUGGAGGCCGUCUGCAAGUAGCGCCGCCCUGCUGCUCGGACCCCGACGUCGCACCCCCCCGAAACGAGGACGUCUGCAGGUAGCAAACACACACUGCAGCAAAGCGAAGGCGGAAGCAAAGAGUCCUGGAAGCGUUGCUGCUCGGCACACGGGCUGGAUGACUGAAGUUCCUCUGUUCACCGUUUUUGAAGACGACCGUGUUUGUGUUGUGAGAUCUCGAAUGAACUGUGCUUCUUCUCUAAUCUCUAAUCAAGUUGUCAUGAAAAAAAAAAAAGUCUCACACGUUAACCCCCCCUGUUUAGUUUUCUUUCCUUGGAGACUCUCGUGCCGUGGACACAAACAGAAGUGAAAGGUAGAGGACGUGGAGGGAGCGCGUCCUAAUCCGUCCGGCCUGCUUGGUUUCAGAUUGCACUAACCUCUCCUCCGCCACACGGGGGCGACGGCGUUUCUUUUCUCCGUCUCCGGAGAGGCGAGAAUAAACUGCUCAGAAAACAGUGACUUUUGCACAGGAACAGAAAGUCUAUUUUUUAAUCUUAUGCAACAAAGGAUCAGAUUCUUUCUCUGCAGGCGUAAUGAGGGGAACGGAGCAUCGUGUCUGUCUGUCUUUUUUAAAUGUUUGUUAUUUAUUUGGGUUUUCCUCAGUGUGCAUGCUCCCUCUCUCUCUCUCUCUCUGUGAGUUUCCGGGUAAUGUUUCACUUUGUCCAUCAAUCUUUGAAUCACAGCUCUGCUUCUCUCACAAUAAUAAUAAUAAUAAUGAUAGUAAUGAUGAUAAUCUAAAGUAGGGCUGGGUACUGAUAUCUGAGAUAUUUCAGUUUAGAAACAAAUAGUUUUGGAGGUUUGUGGCGUCUCCUCCAUCUAGUUUCUCAUCUUUCCUGUGUUUUUUUGCUUUAGUCCAGCUCUUCUCUGUCGUCAUGCUUUUUAAAUGCAACCAUCUCUCAGAGUUUUUCCGCAUCUCCGUCAAACGUCGACUGAUCUCGAUCUCGUGAGAUUUCUCUGCAGUUUUCUGUGGUCGAUCACGGGAUUUUCAUGACUCUCUGUCGGAUAUUUCAUCUCAACAUCGUUUGGAUUCGGAAACUGUUAUUUUGAGUCACAAAACACCACAACCUGACUUACGUCUGCAAAACUGUUCUUGCAAGAUCCCAGGAAGAUUUCUAACGAUAAGAUAAACCCAGCCCUCUCUCUUCUCCGUGUCUUUCAACGCAACUGGAAAAAUAUCUCCUCGAGCCUCCACUGUGGCUUCAAAUCAUCUCCGUGAGUCUGUUGCAUCAGAUUUCAUCACGGGAAUCCUUAACUUUCCUUUACAUCUAACAAAUAAUCAACAGUCUCGCUUCCAGACGACCACAAAGCGCCGGUAUUCUGAUUAAAGCUGAAAACACUGUAAACCCAUUCCCUGCUUCUGAAACUGUGGGCAUGCAAGGGUGCAAUCAUUGUGCUUAUUUUAAAAAAAAAAUGAAAUAAAUCACUUUGAGGACA